GCGGCAGGAGGAGAUGCCCCGGGACGGGCCUCCCCGCUGCUCCCGCCUCCCGCGGGAGAGGAACGGAACGGGGCGGGGCGGGGCGGGGAGGGGCGGUCGGGCUCGCCAUGGUGCUGGUGGUAGUGAUGGGCGUGAGCGGCGCGGGGAAGACCACGGUUGGGUCGCGGCUGGCAGCGAAGCUGGGGUGGAAAUUCUAUGAUGCAGACGAUUAUCAUUCUACAGAGAAUAAAAAGAAGAUGGCAGAAGGGAUAGCACUAAAUGAUGAGGACAGGAUUCCCUGGCUUUGUGCAUUGCAUGAUAUACUAAGGAGAGAACAGUUAUCCAGACAAGAUGCAGUUCUGGCCUGUUCUGCACUGAAGAAGAUGUAUAGGCAUAUAUUGGUUAGUGGAGUAUCUGCAAUUGAAAGCAACCACCCAGAGCAACCAAGAGAAAACCCAGCACUGCGGAUCCUCUUUGUUCAUUUAGAUGGUCCUGUAGACACCAUUGCUGGCCGCCUGGAGAAACGGAGAGGACAUUUUAUGCCACCUGAACUUCUCAAGUCUCAGUUUGAUACUCUGGAGCCUCUUCAUCCACCAGAAAACUUCAUCACUGUCAGUCUAGAAAAAUCUCUCCCUGAAGUGGUGCUAGAGAUUGAGCGUGCCAUUUUUUCAGGAUGAAGCUUUUCUGAAGGAGUUUUCUGAAUUACAGGUGCAGAAAUUCCCCUAAAGCUAUGAAACCAUAUUUUAAUUAUUAAAUUGAUUAUUGAAUCAAAACAACAAAUCUUUCCUGAUACCUGCAUGGAUUACUGUAUCAAGAACUGGUUUAUUGCUGUUCAUCACAGCUCCAUAGAAGACAUGUAAGAUGAAAUUUUCAAAACCGCAGCUCUAAGCCCUUUGCCAUGUGAAGUUAAAACCCUCGUUUGAGGAAGAGCCUGCUUUUGAAAGUCUUGCCAAGGGUUGCACCUGAUGAUUUGUUUUCUUCAUUUUGAUUUUACUCCGUCAAACAGGGAGACGGGCACAUCUGCUAGUAAGUGAGGAAAUAAUUUACGGUUUUGUUAGAAACAAUGUGUUAAUUUUUCUGCAAGAGACAGAAACAUGCAUGAUGAAGUUCCAUGCCAGACGCUACCUUUGUCUUACUGCCAGAUUUUUGACAGGUGGUAGCUCCUCUGUGUGUGUCCUUGCUAACCUCACCAGGUCACCAGUGAUGUCAUCAGAGCUUUUGAGAACUUUUACUGUAUGCAUUUAACAUCAAGCUGAACAAACGUGUGGAACAGGCAGUGGCAGUGAGGUGAUACCCAAAAUGUAAUUAUAUGGGAAGCUUUAGAAAUAAAGAGUAAGGAGCAUCAUACUGGAUCUGAAGUUGCAUCUUUCAUGUACAAAGCAUACCCAUUGAUGAAGUGCAGUAGUCAGUCAGCCAGUGAUCUAAGAUACUGUGAUAGAUAUUUCCUUCUUUUAGAAAAGGUGAUUUGGUCUUCCAGUGUUGGACCUUCUCCUUCAUUUCCCUUUUCUGGUGUGCUUUAAUUUUCCACGUCAGCGUGUGUCCAGUCGAAUGUAUACUUACAGACAGAUGUUCAUACAACUGCUUUAAAUCUUAAGAUUAAACUAUUUCUAAUAGAC
Messenger RNA from Pezoporus occidentalis (night parrot), 1595 nucleotides. It is a transcript of the gene IDNK, whose product is annotated as IDNK gluconokinase. The record is from RefSeq and is a predicted model, not a curated record. NCBI's taxonomy places the organism in Eukaryota, Metazoa, Chordata, Aves, Psittaciformes, Psittacidae. Gene Ontology annotation, molecular function: gluconokinase activity. The transcript has 5 exons. Gene Ontology annotation, cellular component: cytoplasm. The coding region runs from base 108 to 656 and encodes 182 amino acids.